CUCGGCUCCCAAUAAAUUAUCGUCGCGAUAAUAAACGAAAAAAAAGCUAAAACCGAAGAAAAUGGGAGUGGUAGUGAUCGAUGGAUCAACGGUACGGUCGUUCGUGGAGGACGAGGAGCAGUUCAAGAAGACCAUAGACGAGGGGUUCGCAGCUCUGGAUCUAAACAACGACGGCGUUUUAUCGCGAUCCGAGCUACGGAAGACGUUCGAAUCGAUGAGGCUUUUGGAAUCGCACUUCGGCGUCGAUGUGGUGACUCCUCAGGAGGAGCUGACGAGUCUGUACGACUCGAUCUUCGAGAAGUUCGAUACGGAUCAGAGCGGUUCCGUGGAUCGGGAGGAGUUUAGAUCGGAGAUGAAGAAGAUCGUGCUAGCGAUCGCCGAUGGACUUGGAUCGUGUCCGAUUACGAUGGCGUUAGAUGACGAUGAUGAUAAUUUGCUGAAGAAAGCGGCGGAUCUGGAAGCUUCGAAGCUCGAGAAGAAGGCUUCGUGAUGAACGAUGAUUAAAUGGAUGAUCUAGGGAUCCUUUAAAGUGUUCUUCGUCUUCGUUGUUGCUUACGUAGUGUUGUGAUGUAAGCGAAUAUGAAUAACAAAAGCCUUUGAGUUUGUGAAUUUGAAUUA
Molecule: messenger RNA, 618 nt
Organism: Brassica oleracea var. oleracea
Lineage: Eukaryota; Viridiplantae; Streptophyta; Magnoliopsida; Brassicales; Brassicaceae
Exons: 1
Coding region: 62-490 (142 amino acids)
Molecular function (GO): calcium ion binding
Source: RefSeq, a predicted model, not a curated record